CUAUCUCUCUCUUCAUUACCCUUCUCUCUCCUCCUCUUUAAAUCUUCUUUUUUCUCUCUCACUCAUGCCACACUUCUGAUUUUCUCUCUCUUUUUAUACAAGCUCCUCAAUUUUCAUUUCUUCAAGGGUUUCAGAGUCAAGAAUGUCUAAAGAAGUUAUUGCUACUCCGUCAGCUGCUCCUUUUGAGUAUGAGAUAUUGGAUAGUGAUGCUGAAAUCCUUAGAACUGUUAAAGCCUCAUCCAAUAGCGCAAAUCCAUGGAUUGAACCUGAAAGGUUGAAAAUUAGACACAGAAUUGGUCGUGGCCCCUUUGGUGAUGUUUGGCUAGCAACUCAUCAUCAGUCAACCGAAGAUUAUGAUGAGUACCAUGAAGUUGCUGCUAAGAUGUUACAUCCACUCAGAGAGGAUCAUGUGAAGAUUGUAUUAGAGAAGUUCAAUGAAUUAUAUUUGAAGUGCCAAGGAGUUGCUAGUGUUUCCUGGCUACAUGGAAUUUCAAUCCUAAAUGGAAGGAUAUGCAUCAUUAUGAAUUUGUACGAGGGUUCAAUUGGUGACAAGAUGGCGCGACUCAAAGAGGGAAGGAUUUCGUUGCAUGAUGUUUUAAGGUAUGGAAUCAAUCUGGCUCAAGGUGUUAUUGAACUUCACUCUAGAGGGAUCCUCAUUCUCAACCUUAAACCAUUUAAUGUUCUUCUCAAUGGUAACGAUCAAGCAAUUUUGGGAGAUGUUGGUAUUCCCACUCUUUUGCUUGGCUCCUCAUUCCAAAGCUCAGAUAUGGCUAAGAGACUUGGAACUCCAAAUUACAUGGCUCCAGAGCAAUGGGAACCAGAGGUCAGAGGUCCUAUAUCCUUUGAAACAGAUUCUUGGGGAUUCGGUUGCACCAUUGUGGAAAUGUUGACUGGUAGUCAACCUUGGUAUGGAUGUCCUGUUAGCAGAAUAUUCCAGUCGGUUGUUGAAAAGCAUGAAAAACCCAAUAUUCCAAGUGGCCUUCCUUCUUCAGUUGAGAAUAUCCUCAGCGGAUGCUUCGAGUAUGAUUUGAGGAAUCGCCCUUUAAUGGUGGAUAUUCUGAGUGUCUUUCAAAGUGCUCUGAAUGAACAGACCAACGAUGAAGGAUGGAGAUACCUAGGAAAUCUCAAAGUCAUCCCGAAAUCAGGUAGCACUGACUGCACAGAGUGGUUCCUCUCAAAGGAUCAUCUUCAGGUGGGUGACAUGGUCCGGUCUAGAAAGCCUUUUAAUUCACGCACAUCUCAAAACAUGAACAUCCCAGAAGGAACCGUCGUUGGUUUAGAGCGUAUCCCAGAUAACAGGUUCCCUCUCGUGAAAAUCCAAGGUAUCCAAGACCCUGUCAGAAUUCCCGCAUCAUAUCUCAAACGUGUCACACUCGGCCUGGCAGCCGGCGAUUGGGUACGCUUGAAGGACGAAAAUGAGAAGCACUCGUCAGUCGGUAUUCUACACACCAUUGACCGUGACGGUAGAGUGGCUGUCGGGUUUCUUGGGCUGCAAACUAUCUGGAACGGAACAUCUGACGAACUUAAAAUGGCAGAACCGUACUGUGUGGGCCAGUUUGUCAGGCCAAAAGCCGGCGUUUUGAGUCCUCGGUUUGAAUGGCGCCGCAAAAGGGGAGGAGCCUUUGCUGCUGGGAGGAUCUCAUGGAUUCUUCCAAAUGGGUGUUUGGUGGUCAAGUUUCCAGGAAUGCUGCCCUUUGGCAAUGAGCCAAGCACCUACUUGGCUGAUCCAUCUGAGGUUGAAGUGGUGGAGUUUAGGACAUGUCCUGGUGUGAUAGAAAAGUACCAACAUGUGGAGGAUCAUCACUGGGUAGUUAGGCCUCUUCUGAUUGCAUUUGGUCUAUUCACUGCUUUCAAAUUUGGCAUAUCAAUUGGAAACAAAGUGAGGAGGAACAACAAGGUCAGUGCAGUAGAAAGUGAAAGUCAACAUGUUGAAGCUAAGAAUGUCAACUCUGCUAUAACUGCAAAAUCUCCCAGUGCUGUGAAUUCAGGCAACAAAACAUGGGUUGUUCCUGCGGUUGCUAAUAUGCUUUUUAAGGAAGGUGGUGGUAACACAACCAAUGGUCGGUAGUUUUUUUUUUUAAUUUUUUGUGUUUCUUUUUAUCUCAGAACAGUUAAAGUAAUAAACAUGAUUUAAGAUGGUAGGUAGUAAUUAUACAUGAAUGUCAUCAGGGCUGGGUCUGAAUGUAGACACUGUACAUAUUCUACAACAGGAUUAGCUCUGUGCAUAGUCUGCGCCAAUGCUUUGCAGAAUGAACACAAAAAAUUCGUUAUCUGCUUCCUGAUAUUUUUUUUUGAAAAAAAAUGAAGGGUAGGACUUAGGAGCGAAAUAAGCAAUGAAUCAAGAUGCACCUACGUGUUGGUUCUUGAAGCAUUGAUAAUUUGAUAUAA
This is a messenger RNA of Cajanus cajan (pigeon pea), 2388 nucleotides long. Its product is annotated as protein KINASE OF THE OUTER CHLOROPLAST MEMBRANE 1. The record is from RefSeq and is a predicted model, not a curated record. NCBI's taxonomy places the organism in Eukaryota, Viridiplantae, Streptophyta, Magnoliopsida, Fabales, Fabaceae. Gene Ontology annotation, biological process: protein phosphorylation. Gene Ontology annotation, molecular function: protein kinase activity; ATP binding.